AAUGGUGGCGCGGAGCAUACAGGAGACGUUGCGGGCGGUGGUGGGCGUGCCCGAAGAUGUACACACCGUCUUGGAGAUCAUGAACUCACUCUCGUCGAACGAUGGUGUUGGUGAGGCAGUCUCGGACACACCCGUAAGUUGGGACUUACUUGAGGAGGCGGCGGUGAGGACGGAGCUCAUGGAACAAGUGCCCCAGAUCGCGGUGCUGUGCCACGAGUACCCGGAACACCUGGGCGGGGUCGUGGCCAACAACCUGGUGCCCAUGGUAGUUAAGUACCUCACAGACCCCAAUAACCAGGUUCGCAAGACGUCACAGGCGGCGCUGCUGGUUCUGCUGGAGCAAGAGCUGGUGUCCCGCUCGGACGUGCACGAUCAGGUGUGCCCCGUCAUCCUGGACCUCACGUGCCCGGAUGCCAUGGACGACUUCAAGACAGAGGCUGUGGCGGUGAGUCGCGGCCGAGUCUCGGUUGCUCUGCUGUUGUUGAAAAGAAUAUAUAUAUUUGGGUGAUGAUGGUGGUGAUCAAUAAGCUAGAUGAUUUUUGUCGUUUGGUGGAGAAGUAUUUGAUAAGAUGAUGGUUAUUUAGAGUAAAAAAGCUAGAGGAUUUUUUUUGCCUGAUAAGAUGUAAAAAAAAAGAAUAAGAACAUUUUUAGAUAGGUUGAUUUCUUGUGUUUUUUCUUGUGUAUUAGACACGGUAAUGGCGUGGCCAAUGAGUCACGUUUAAUGUAUAUAAUGUCUCAUGUAAAAAAAAUAAUAAUAAUAAUAAGUUUAAGUGAGGUAAGGACAGAUGGUUGUUAUAUUGUGUUCUUCCCAUGGUAUUAAUAUGCAAAUGUCCUUGAGGUUAAAUGAAGUGGGAAAAGGGUGGGGAAGGAGGGAGAGAGUCAGGUCAGGUCAACCGGAUGUGUAUGAGGGCGUGAGAGAGAAAGAGAUAGAGAGAGACGACGGGAAGCGAGGUCAGGUCAGGUCAGGUUCACCCGAGUCACGUGUAAAAGAGGGUGAC
This is a messenger RNA of Penaeus indicus, 998 nucleotides long. RefSeq names its product serine/threonine-protein phosphatase 4 regulatory subunit 1-like. The record is from RefSeq and is a predicted model, not a curated record. Bases 2 to 508 code for a protein of 168 amino acids. Gene Ontology annotation, molecular function: protein phosphatase regulator activity. Gene Ontology annotation, biological process: protein dephosphorylation. NCBI's taxonomy places the organism in Eukaryota, Metazoa, Arthropoda, Malacostraca, Decapoda, Penaeidae. The transcript has 4 exons.